CAACGUGGCAACACUCAACACUUCAAAGUUGUUCUUUUUACAUGUACUUUACAAUCCGAGGACACGCCUUGUUGGACUGCAGCUGUCAAACUCCUCAGGGCGUGCUCCACUGUUUACUCUCAGCUCCCUGAGAAUACUCACGCUGGGAUAGGCUAUAUAACGGAGAUGAAGGAUUCAUACCCUGAAUGGUGUGAUUUAGAUUUAGUACGGUUUUUUUCUCUCUCUCAUCGGGAUCAUUUACACUCUCUAGCACUGGUUCCUUUGCAGUAACAACACAUUGUUAUAUGGGUCACGGUAUUUUGUGAACUUUAUCCUCUUGUUAUCAUGCUGACUUGUUAUCAGCUGAUGUGUUUCCUGUGAAAUGAUGUGGCAGCCGUGGAUGUACUUUGACUGCAUCUGGCAUGUACGAACUGAAAGAACCUAAACAAAACACAUUGUUACUGUGUGGAUUUUACUUUGAAAUAAGGAUUUCUUGGAGACAGAAUUUCCUACCUUAACAGGGAGGGCUGAUCUUGUGUGAAGGGGUCAUCAUGGAUCAGAGUGUUAACAGAGAUCCCAUCCUGCCCAACUCUGGCCGUCACUCCCACAGAACAAGAGACAGAGAGGACUACUACAGGUAUUCUCAGCAGGAGAGGGACCAGACCUACCCACCACAGAACCCCAGAGUGAGGGACAGGCACUGGGCUCAGGCGGAUGCCCACUACAGGGCUCACUUCACCAGUCCUCCUGCCAGACCAGAGCAGUAUCCUCACAACACUCAGCAGUAUCCUUAUGGCUAUGGCCGUCCGGAACACCAAAGACCCCAGUCCAGGCAUGGAUAUGACUAUCCACCCCAGAGCCACUGGGACUACAGAGACAACUAUGGUUAUUAUGACCAUGACUACUAUAGAGGACAUCAUGGACAACAAGAUACUGGCCAGUGGGGUCCCCAAGACUCUUUGAGAACGGGCCCUUAUCAUGACAAUACAUACAAGCUGGGACAUUCAGGGAGCUCCUACACUGAGGACUACAGGUAUGACCAAGGCAGAGACAACUCCCAGCAUUACCUCAAUGACUACGAGGAUAAUCCCUCCAGAGACAAUGAAGAGGUUUCCUCUUAUUACCCGGCGACAUUAGAAAGUUCCAAAAACUCAGGGUUAUCCUCCAGCAGCUAUGAACUAAGUCAGUACAUCAAUGGAGCUGAACACAGCGAGCCUGUCAUACAAUCUGUUCACACAUCUGAUGCAGAGCAUCGACCGAUGCAUCAGAUGGCAGCUCCUCUGAAGUACUCAAUCCCUCAUGCGGUUGUCAGCUUUGGGCCAGCAGGCCAACUGAUACGGGUCACGCCACGCUUGUCCACACAGGAGAACGUCAGCCAGCUGGAAAUCCACAGUCUGGAAAUAAUUCUGGGUGAGACAAAGGAACAGCAGGAGAUGAGAAGCUUCCCAGGGCCCUUAAUCAGGGAAGAUUUGCACAAAGUAGAUGCUAUAGAGUUUGCCCACCAGAGGGCAGGCGCCUGCAUGAGUGGUGACAACCAGCAUGAUAAGAGUUCUGCUGCCCUCUUGUGGAAUUUACUCAUCUUGCUCUGCAGACAGAAUGGACAAAUAGUUGGCUCAGAUAUCGCAGAGCUGCUGAUGCAGGGCUCACAUUCAGAUGGAAGCUGGGAGUCAGAUGCUCCAACACUCAUUGACUUCAGUGAGGGCACAACUGCUGAAGCACCACCUCGCACAGGAGAUGACCUGCUCACAGGAAACUGGAGCAGCUUGAGUUCUGAGACCUCUGAGACCACGCUGCAACGCUACACUCAACUGCUGCUUGCUGGAAGAAAGAAGGAGGCCUUGGAGUCAGCUAUGAGCAGCGGCCUGUGGGGACAUGCACUUUUUCUGGCCAGCAAAAUGGACAACAGAUCCUACACCACUGUGCUGAACAGGUUUACAGGCCAGCUAACAGCCAGUGAUCCCCUCCAGACUCUCUUCCACCUGCUGACUGGGAGAAUCCCUGCUGUAGCCAUGUGCUGUGGAAAUGAGAAAUGGGGAGACUGGAGGCCCCAUCUAGCUGUUAUGCUCUCCAAUGAGACAGGAGAUCCUGCCAUCCAACAGAAGGCCAUCGUCACUAUGGGAGACACACUCGCCUCCAAAGGCCUUAUACAUGCCGCCCAUGUGUGCUACCUGACAGCCAGUUAUCCCUUUGGGGUAUUCACACAGAAGGCAGAAAGACUUGUGCUUCUAGGCAGCAGCCACAGGCAAUCCUUUGAAUACUUUGCCACAAACCUUGCCAUCCAGUGCACUGAAUUGUAUGAGUACUGCCAGACACUUGGGGGCAAAUGCCUUUCAAUACCAUCCUUUCAGGUGUAUAAGUUUCUGUAUGCCUGUCGACUGCUAGACUGUGGGCUUGCAUCUCAGACCUUUCACUACUGCGAGGUGGUAGGACAGGCAAUCCUCAGACAGAGGGAGCCUUUCUUUGUGCUGACUGGAGAGGUUAUUAAGCUGUCAGACAGGCUGAGACACUCUGAGGGUCAGUUCAGUGAAGCAGGUGUUAGCGGAGCCGAGCAGGAACCUGACUGGCUGAAACAGCUUCGUGCUAGGCACCACAGUUUACAGACGGGGAGUUACGAUUGUACUGAAACAUACCAGCCACCUCAAAAGGGAAGUACUUUGGCACGUGAGGACAGCAAAGUGUUCUUAGAAUCAGACUUUGAUGACCUAAACCAUGACAUCCAGAGUCCAGAGCCUGAACUCCUUUAUUACAGAGGCACUGGGGAUCAAGAAAAACUUGAGCAUCAAGUUCAACGAAUUACUGAGGAAAUUAGCACGUUGUCCUGGGAUGUUAGCAAAACUCAGGACUGGUACAAAAGGCCAUCUGCCAAUUCCCCAAUGCCAGUAACGCUGGUUUAUGCUCCCCCAACACCCAGCGUGGCUACGAGUCAAGACUUGAGUUAUCGUAACGUAGAUACUGCUGAAAUCACAACUGCCACGCCACAUUGUCAGUUGAGUAAUCUGCCAUCAGCAGCAGAGGGGGCUGGCUCAUCCUCUGAAGCAGGCACAAUAGGGGUUCGGAUGCUGGAAGUCAACUUCAGUCAGCAGGCGCAAUGCCAGCCGAGCAUCCCGCAAGUUUUAGAGGCCUCUGAGCAGACCAACGAGCCUCCUAAACAGAACACCAAGGCAGGAUGGUUUAGUGGUUGGUUCAAAUCAAAACCUCAGUAUGUUCAAAAGGAGACUCCUGAGCAGAGUAGCCCAGCUCAGAUGGAGCUACCACCGACUGCUAGCUUCUGUCCUCCUCCACUACCUGCGAUUUCCUCUCCUGGCAUGUUUCCAUCCCAACAUUCCUCUGCUGGGAUCAACCCCUUUUCAACAAAAGCAGGCCAGCAGCUGGGGUAGAAGCCCUGUCAAGACCACUAGCCUGUGCCACAGGACCACUGACUUCACUAGAACCAAAGUGGAGAUAUCACACCACCUACUAUUAACAGUGUCUUUAUGUCAAGUGAGAGCUUCACGUGAGACCCCCUCUGCCAACAUUUAUUUUUAAAGGAUGACCUUUCAAACCCCCACAGCCUGCUUACCAUCAUGUUCCAUAUUAGAAACAGAAAUACUCUGGAUCGACUGGCAUAGUAACUCAAAUUGCAGCGAGUGACCGCUGAGAUGUGCUUUGUAAAAGCUGACAGCAGGGAAAUGACCAGUGGAUGCAGGACAUACCGUAUUUGGGGGAAGGGAUAUCUUAAUUGACCCCAAUAACCAUUUAUGUAUGAGGCAUUUGACCACUGAUGCCAGCAACACGGAGCGACUAUCCAUCUACACCAGUGGUUCCCAACCUUAGAGGAACUUACGCAUCUUCAUCA
Perca flavescens (yellow perch) is the source of this 3814-nucleotide messenger RNA. It is a transcript of the gene sec16b, whose product is annotated as SEC16 homolog B, endoplasmic reticulum export factor. Gene Ontology annotation, cellular component: ER to Golgi transport vesicle membrane; endoplasmic reticulum exit site. Bases 531 to 3356 code for a protein of 941 amino acids. Gene Ontology annotation, biological process: Golgi organization. NCBI's taxonomy places the organism in Eukaryota, Metazoa, Chordata, Actinopteri, Perciformes, Percidae. The record is from RefSeq and is a predicted model, not a curated record. The transcript has 25 exons.